Salvelinus namaycush (lake trout) is the source of this 3639-nucleotide messenger RNA. Its product is annotated as hyaluronan mediated motility receptor-like. Lineage: Eukaryota; Metazoa; Chordata; Actinopteri; Salmoniformes; Salmonidae. The transcript has 20 exons. Gene Ontology annotation, cellular component: membrane. Gene Ontology annotation, molecular function: hyaluronic acid binding. The record is from RefSeq and is a predicted model, not a curated record. Bases 70 to 3153 code for a protein of 1027 amino acids.
UCGUGACUAGCUAUAACUUAAUCUGCAGCUACCGAUUUUCUAGAGAACUAUUUCUUCCAAACCUAAGCCAUGUCUUUUUCAAGAGCUCCAGUGAAGCGAUUUAAUGAAAAUAUCGGCUGCGCCCCAGCACCCGGCACCUACGAGCUGAAACCAGGAGAGGUGAAGGGACCUGCCUCUUUCCGCCGGUCAGAGCGCUUCAAACUGCUCAUGGCCAGUGAUGCUCCCAGCAUGCUACCACCAUCUCCUUUUAAAGAUGUGCCCAUGUCACCUGUGCGUAGGACCAUGUCUGUGGAUGGUCUGGUUGACGGGUCCAUGUCAAAGAAAGACAAGAGUGGCCUAUCGAUGCAGAUGAAACAGCAGAAACUCCUGGAGAAAGAGAUCCGCUCUCUGGUGCAGCAGCGCGGGGGGCAGGACAGGCGCCUGGUAACCCUGGAGGAGGAGCUGAGGAAGGUGAAGGCCAAGCUGUCUUCUGUGGUCAGGGAGAAGACUGGUCUGGCAGCUAACUUCACCACCCUGGAGAGACAGCUGGCUGAGCUCAAGAAGACUAACGAGUUCCUCAAGAACAAGGUUUCUGCAGACACCACUAAGAAGAGAUUCCAGUCUAUGUCUAUGGAGCUGAUGGAGGCAAGAAACAAACUGGAUGUCAAGGACAAGGAGCUGAGUUUCCUGCAGAUCAGUACAGAGGGCCAGGUGAAGUUGCUGGAGACAGACCUGGAGGCAGCCAGAGCUACACUCACCGCCCUGAGGGAGAGGAACGAGGACCUGGAGGACCUCCACCACGACACCAAAGUCCACAACGAGGAGCUGGAGAAUGAGAUGGGUACACUGCAAGCUAUGAUCCAGGAGCUGAGAGAGGAGGUCAAUGUUCUUCAGGGUUACCUGGACACAGCCAACGACCACAUCCAGGACCUGCGUAUGAAGCUUCGUAAGAAGACAGAGAUGGAGAACAGCAUGUCUGAGUCUCAGCACGAGAAACUGGGUCAUCUUGAGCAGAAACUGGAGCAGUGCACCGCGGAGCUCCGGAACUCUCAGAACAUUCUCCGUCAGAAGGAGGAGGAGUCAGAGAAAGGUCAACAGGACCUGCAGGCUUCCCGGGAUGCUUUGAAGGAGACCGAGAAGCUUCUGGAGCGGCGAGAGGCGGAGCUGACGUCCUCCCAGAAGGUAUUGGGAGAGAUGGAAACACAGAUGCAGCGGGCCAACCAGGAAGUGUCUGACUCCCAGAGGGCAGUGCGGCAACAGGAUGCGGAGGUAGUGCAUCUGAGGGAGGUGCUGAGGAGGACAGUGGAGGAGCUGGAUGAGAGAGUAGCUCACCUGGGAGAGAAGUGCAAAAUCCUGGAGGAGGAGAGAAGUAGGGGCCAGGGGAGAGUGGAGGAGCUGACUGCAGAGCUGAGUCUCCUGCAGGAGAACUGGAGGAGUGAGAAGGAGGUGCAGGAGCAGCUGGUGCAGACACACAGCUCCCUGGCUGAGGAGCUGAAGAAGGAAAAGGAGCGUGCAGCCUCCCUGGCCUCGGGGCUGGAGAGAGUUAGGGAGGAGACCGAGGACGAGAGGAAACAGUUGGAGGAUGAGUUGGAGGAGGCUCUAGUGGAGCUGUCGGUUCUGGAGUUGCAGGAAGAGAGGAGGGAAGAGGAGGAGAAGAGGAGAGAGGAGGCCUUACAGAGUUUUCAGCAGGAGAAGACUGAGAUGAAGAGGGAACUGACUGAGACCAGAGCACUGCUUGAAAGGAGGAGCAGUGACGUGGAGGCGUUGGAGAAGGUGCACUGUGCUGAAACGAGGAGGCUGCAGGAGGAACACACCGCCUCCCUCAGCAAGAUAGGACACAUGGCCACUGAACUGGAGAGCACCAGACAGGCCCUGAGGGGAGCAGAGGAGAGGAGUAGAGCGCUGGAGGAGGAGGUGGAGAGGGUGACUAAGCAGAUGGAGAGAGUGAAUCAACAGGAGGAGGAGGAGGUGGAAAAUCUGAGGGAGGAGAUGGAGGAGGAACAGGAGAAACAUCAAGCUAACCAGCAGGUUCAGGAGAAAGCCAGAAAGGAGUAUGCAAGAAUUCUGUUCGAGGUACAGACACGUCUAGCUCAGAGAGAUGAUGAAAUGAAGAAGGCUGAGGAGGUGUUGCAGAGACAGCUGCAGGAGGAGAGGAUGGAAAAAGAGGAGGUGCAAAGGCUACUCCAGCAAGCUAGAGAGGAGAAAGAGGAGCUUCAAAGGCUAUUUAAGCAAACUAAAGAGGGGGUGCAGAGGCUACUGGAGCAGGAGAAAGGAGAGGGGGAUGUGCAGAGGAGAGAGUUGAAGCAUGGGAUGUCAGAGGAGGUUGGGGGGCGAGAGAGACUGGUGGAGGGGGUAGAGGAGGAGAAGCUAACUCUUCAGUGCUUGGUAGGGGAGGUGGAGAAGGAGAAACUGAGCCUUCAAAACCAGUCGGAGAAGAUGGAGGACCAGGUAAAGAAAUAUCUGCCAUCUCUAGAGAACCACAUGAAGGAGGUAGAGAAAGAGAGGGAUGAUCUGAAAACAGUAGUGGUGUUUGAAAUAGACAAACAGGGCCUUCAGAACCAGGUAGAACUGAUGGAAGAGAAGGUUUCUCUCCAGAGCCAGGUGGAUGUGGUGGUCCAGGAGGUUUCUCUCCAGAGCCAGGUGGAUGUGGUGGUCCAGGAGGUUUCUCUCCAGAGCCAGGUGGAUGUGGUGGUCCAGGAGAAAGUGACUCUCUAUUGGGAGAUGGAGGAACAGAGAAGAGACUUCCAGAGAAUGCUGCUGGAGACUCAAGACAAGAGUGAUGCAGAGACGGAACACUGGAGGAGACAGUACGAGGAGCUCUACGCCAAGGUCAAGCCCUUCCAGGAGCAGCUGAAUGGGUUUGCUGCGGAGCGGGACUCGCUACUGAACGAGAACGGGGCGAACCAGGAGGAGCUAACACGGCUAGCGGACGCCUACGCUCGUCUGCUGGGCCACCAGAACCAGAAACAGAAGAUCAGACAUGUGGUGAAGCUCAAAGAUGAGAACAUUUCCCUCAAACAGGAGCUGUCUAAGCUGCGUGCCCAGGUGUCCCGCCAGAAGAAGGGAGGCCAGCCCCAACGCAGGGUUGACCCCAGCAAAGCCUUCAACAACCAGGACAGCAAGGAGAACCAGCAGCCUGCUGCCACACCUCUGACACACCAGCAUUUCCUUUAGCGGGAAACCGCUGUUGAAAGUUACACAGACCGACAAUGGCCAGACACUAGUAGAAGGCACCAACUGCCCUGAGUGAACAGGACAAAUCAUUUUGAGUCAUGAGGGUGUUGGUGUUUGCAACCCUGUAUAUGUUUUAGGGGAAACAAAUGCCUUUAUUUUACCAUCCUAUAGAGCCAUCAGAACCAACGUGUGAAUGAUAUCUGUUUCAGCAUGAAGCAUGCCCCUGUCGUCUUUCUUUUGCUACAUAAGCAUUCAUAUUAAGCACUAAAUAAAUGUUUGUUUGUUCAACAUAACAGUUUUGUAUAAUGCAAAUACACAGUGCAUUUGGAAAGUCAGACCUCUUGACUUUUUCAUGUUACCUCCUUAUCCUAAAAUGGACUCAAUUGUUUCGUUUUUUUUCAAUCUACACACAAUACCCACAAUGACAAAGCAAAAACAGCUUUUUAAAAAUAAAAACUCACAUUUUACAUAAGUAUUCAGACCCUU